Molecule: messenger RNA, 2073 nt
Organism: Emericellopsis cladophorae
Lineage: Eukaryota; Fungi; Ascomycota; Sordariomycetes; Hypocreales; Bionectriaceae
Product: Golgi nucleoside diphosphatase
Exons: 2
Coding region: 1-2073 (690 amino acids)
Biological process (GO): nucleoside diphosphate catabolic process
Cellular component (GO): membrane
Molecular function (GO): nucleoside diphosphate phosphatase activity
Source: RefSeq, a predicted model, not a curated record
AUGGGCAAGCAUUCACAAUACGGCGUCAUCCUUGACGCCGGCUCGUCCGGUACCCGGGUCUACGUGUACAAGUGGAAGAAUCCUGCCAGAGCGAGUGCAAAGGCGUCCUCCGAGGAAGAGCUUCGCAGUCUGCCCGAGAUCAAACUAAAAGAUAGCAAAAAAGUCCACCCUGGCGUCUCGUCCUUCGCAGAGCGACCCAGUGCUAUUGGCAAAGAUCACCUGAAAGAACUCCUCGAAGUGGCCUACAACAAGAUUCCCGCCGAUAAGAUCCCUGAGACACCUGUUUUCCUUCUCGCGACGGCCGGUGUUCGCCUCCUACCAGAUUUUCAACAAAGAACGCUCCUCGGCAACAUUUGCCAAUGGCUUCAGAAGAACACGCGCUUCGAUCUGCCGGACUGCAGUACACAUGUUCAAGUCAUCAAGGGCGAGACUGAGGGGUUGUACGGUUGGAUUGCGGCAAACUAUCUGCUUGGAGGUUUCAAUCACCCGCAAGGGGAGGGGAUCGGCCUCGGCCAGAGUCACCACCAUACGUAUGGUUUCCUCGACAUGGGCGGAGCUUCGGCUCAGAUCGCCUUCGCCCCGAACUCAACAGAGGCGGAGAAGCACGCAGACGAUCUCAAGCUUGUGCGCAUGCGACAUCUCGAUGGCAGCCCGGCUGAGUACCGCGUCUUUACGACAACAUGGCUAGGCUUUGGCGCGAAUCAGGCUCGCGAGCGCUUCGUCAAGAACCUGCGGGCGCAGUACAGCCCUGAGACGAAUGAGAUACCAGACCCAUGUAUGCCGCAUGGCCUUGUCACCAACAUGCAAGGUGAUCCGAUUGCCGGUCAGCCGACCGAGGGCGAACAGGUUCUGGUAGGGAUUGGGCAAUUCGACGAAUGUCUGCGUCUUACGUAUCCCCUUCUGGAAAUGGAUGCCCCGUGCGACGAUAAACCUUGUCUCAUCAAUGGCAAGCAUGUCCCUGCACUCGACUUCAAAGUCAAUCGCUUUGUGGGCGUUUCCGAAUAUUGGCAUACAACGCACGGCGUAUUCGGAGGCAAGGAUACCCCUUACGACCUCGAGGCGUACCAAAAUAGCGUACUGGAUUAUUGCAGCCGCGACUGGUCGGACAUUGAGCGGGAUGACCUAGAGAAGCGCAAAAAGUCUCCGGAGAGGAAAGCCGAAGAUGCGCGCGAAGCUUGCUUCAAGGCUUCUUGGCUCAUCAACAUGCUCUACGAUGGCAUCGGCAUUCCACGCGUCGGCUUGGAGGCACCAAUCUUGAAUUCCACCGACAUGGACGGCUCCUUUCAGCCAGUGGACACUAUUGACGGAGUGGAGUUGAGCUGGACGCUUGGCAAGAUUGUACUCUACGCUGCGGGCCAGGUACCGAGCAUAGGAGAACCUUUACCCGUCGGCUUUGGCACCAACGUGGCAACAGGGACGCCAAUUGAUUUUGAGCACGCUGGCUCUAUCCCACAGAUGCCAUUCACAGGCGGGCUGGACGAUGAGAUUGAGGAUGAAGACAUCAACACGGAUGAGCCCGUCUACCGGCCACCGCCACCAUCUCACAAGCCCACUCCCAAGAGGAAGGUGAACCUGGCGCCCAUCAUAUUUGGCGCCAUAUUCCUAAUCAUUAUCAUUUUCUUUGUUCUCCGCCGGCCGGAGCGCAGAAGGCGUCUAUGGAAUCUGGCACGCCGCCGCAGUCGCUCUUCUUCAGGUCGCAAGCCCAAAGGAUCGGGUGGCCGAGCACUCACUCUUGCGAAUAAGAUUUUUGGCAGAAGCCACCAUCAAUACGAGAGAGUUAUGGAAGAGGGCGAGGCCGCUACGAACAUGGAGCUAGGCGGUGCCGAGGUGGACGAAUUCGAUGCCUCUGACAGCAGCGAAGGAUCCAAGGGGCAGAAAUCCGCCCUGGCCUCAUCAAAGCAAGAUGAAAGCAACUGCAAUAGCGAGCUCCGUCCUCCCAACGCCUUGGACCGUCGAGGUCUCGCCGUCCGGACGGAGAGCAGAGAGCGCAUGGGUGCAAUUGGUCGACGAAGCAGAGCAGCGAGCCCCCAGCGCCAGAAGAGCCCUUUAGCUUCGCCCAUGGAUCGAGACUAG